ACUUUUUGUUUACUUUAAAUUUCAGAAUAUCUGUUUCACUAUUUUGUAAAACUGUUUUCCUCUUGUCAUAGUCCACAUAUCAAACGCAAAUUAUUCCGUUUCGAUUAAUUAAUUUAUUUUGGAUGCGCUACACAUCCUUAUUAUCAAAGAAGGGAAAAGAAACAAAAGCGGCGUUAGAACUAAUAUAAAAAGGCAACUCCAUUAAUUGUAAAGUACGUAUUAUCUUUUAUAUAACCAAAGUUCUAAACAAAUAUUAAGUUUAAUAUUAAUAACUUUUUAGAUGCUGUUUAAUCCAUACAACGCGAUAAUGUUACUCUAUGCAACUUUUACUUAUUUGAAUUUUCCACAAAGUCCGACAACUUCGGAGGAAGUAGAAGUCAAAGAAAAAAUUCAACGUUUACUACUGGAAAUACAGGACGAAAAUGAAUUCGAAUUAGAAGAGGAAGAUACAUUAGAUUUUUACAAUACAUAUGAGGUCCCAGAAGCGGAAUCGGUUAACUUAUUCGAAGCAGAUAAUAGUAAAAUAUAUCUUCCGGAGGAAAUUAUCUGUAGUUCUGUGGAAGCAACUAUAUCGGAUGACUAUAAAAGACAUGCCGUGGAAUAUUGGAGAAGCGGUAUAACAGGACCAAGAUCACUUGAAAGAGUUAGAAGAAGGUUUAAAAAAGUUUCAUCAAUACGACAAUUGCGACGAUAGGAGAUCCAAAUUAGU
Messenger RNA from Vollenhovia emeryi, 709 nucleotides. RefSeq lists its product as uncharacterized. NCBI's taxonomy places the organism in Eukaryota, Metazoa, Arthropoda, Insecta, Hymenoptera, Formicidae. The transcript has a single exon. Bases 281 to 694 code for a protein of 137 amino acids. The record is from RefSeq and is a predicted model, not a curated record.